AAAAUAUUUUGUUUACACAGAAAAAAAUGUCAAAGUAACCAUAUGUGACAUAGUUGUCAAAAAACGUUGGUGAAUGUUUACAAAAUUUAAAAACUAACCUGAAAAAAAGCGAAACCAGCAAAACAAAACUAUCAAAAAUGAACCCUUUAACGAAUAUGAAAAAUGUUUUAAAACUAAGCGAGAAUGAAUUGGGAACGAAAAAUAAGACUUCUUGGCAUGAUCAGUACAGGGAUAGUGCAUGGAUAUUUGUUGGGGGCCUACCAUAUGAUUUAACGGAAGGAGAUAUUAUUUGUAUAUUCUCACAAUAUGGGGAGAUUGUAAAUGUUAAUCUUGUGCGAGAUAAGGAUACAGGAAAAUCAAAAGGAUUUUGUUUUUUAUGUUAUGAAGAUCAAAGAUCAACUGUAUUGUCUGUUGAUAAUUUCAAUGGUAUCAAAAUUUUGGGAAGAAUUAUAAGAGUAGAUCAUGUUUCUGACUACAAAGCCCCAAAAGAGGGUAAAAAAACUGAUGAAGAAACAAAACAGUUGUAUCAGGAGGGAUGUGCUCCUAAAAGUGUAGUUCCCACUAUUAAUAAAAGCCCACCAAGAAAUUUGAGAGAGACAUUAGCUGACCAAAUUGAGGCUGAUAUUAAGUUACCUCUGCGUUUACCAAUAUAUCCGAUUAAAAAAGAAGAUGAUAAAUUGCCGAAAAUUAAAAAGGAAAAAAAUGAUGAAGUAUCAGAGAAAAAGAAACAUAAAUCGAAGAAGAAGAAGAGUAAAAAUAGUAGUUCUGAUGAAGAGGAAAUGUCAAAAAAACAUAAACAUAAAAGAAAAAAGGAAGAUAAACAUGAUUCAAGUAAACAUAAAAAAUAUAAGCAUAAUAGUGAUUCUAAACAUAGAAGGUAAAAAUAAAACAAUUUAUCAAGUAGCUAUUUUAUUUCUUUCAACAUCCUGAUUGCC
This is a messenger RNA of Diabrotica balteata, 935 nucleotides long. Lineage: Eukaryota; Metazoa; Arthropoda; Insecta; Coleoptera; Chrysomelidae. The record is from the annotation of a GenBank genome assembly.